Messenger RNA from Phragmites australis (common reed), 2343 nucleotides. RefSeq lists its product as uncharacterized. Lineage: Eukaryota; Viridiplantae; Streptophyta; Magnoliopsida; Poales; Poaceae. The transcript has a single exon. The coding region runs from base 1 to 2343 and encodes 780 amino acids. The record is from RefSeq and is a predicted model, not a curated record.
AUGGGUUUGCUGUCCCCUGCUAGGAUUAGCCAGCUCGACUACUGUUUGAGGUAUUUCAACAUGACAUGGCGCCAGGGCGAGGGCGAGUCCAACUCCAAUAAUCAUAUGGAGGGGGACUUGAUGAUGCAGCGUGCGGUGAUGUUCACGGCGGUGCUCAUGGCCAUCCUGGGCGGCACCCUCUGCGUGGUCGGCCUCGAGCGCCUGAUCCGCGGCCGGUCCACCCUCUUCUCCAUGGUGCGCUUCCUGCUGCGCUUCACCUUCGUCCUCUUCCUCCCCCUCCUGUCCUACAUGGCCUCCCACGCCGAGGGGAAGGAGGGGCAGCUCCAAUUCGUGCUUCUGUGGUUGCUCCUCAUAGAGCUCGUCCGCAAGAAGGUGGAGGUGAUGGUGCGAUCGGCCGACGGCUCCUUCUCCAGGGCCGCCGACCGGUUCAGGCCGAUGGGUCACUCCGACGAGGUGACCCGCUUGGUGUGGAUCGGCUACCUCAUCUACUCCAGCAUUAUUGGACAGGGCUCAACUCUGGUGAUGACCAUGUUUUCCAUCCUCUGGUUACUGGCCCUGGCGAAGCUGGGGCAGAGGGUGCUCAACGAAUGGAGGGCCCAGGAGUCGUUGGCUGCCGCGGGCAGCGCUCACCUCAUUUCAGGUUAUAUGCAGCAUGUCCUAGAGGAGGAGGAGAGCCAGAGCGGCGGCGGUGGCUCAGGCUCUGGUGCUUCCACCGACCCCAUGGCCAACUGCAAGUACUUGGUGAUGGGGGAGGAGAAGCUCGUGCUCAAGAAGACCGGACAGCAGCCGAAUUCCAAGGUACUCACGACCCCUCACUGUGGCUACGGUGUGGGGAGGUUUCCUCACGACCAAGACGAGCAAAAGCACGUCCAUCUCCUCAUCGACGUCAACAAGGUCAAGAGUUUGGUCACCGUGAAUCAAAUAUGGUCGGAGCUAAAACAAACUCCGGCGCCAUUGUGUUGCUUCAGCAACAGAUGGCGAAACUUCAUCGAUCACCUGCGCUUCUUGUGCCUCUCUUUCUCUUUCUUCAAGCUGCUGCGGCGCCGCUUCGAGCACUACCCCAUGGUGGAGGUCGGCUCCAAAAUGGCGCGGAGGCUGAUGCUCGAGGGCCUACUCAACAACCAUGAGAAGGAACCCGACCGCAACGCCAUUAAUGCAUUCAGAGUGCUUCAGCUGGAGCUCGACUUCCUUGAUAACUACUACCAGGCUGGCGUCCCGGUUGUGAUAUCGGCUCCUUGGCUUUUCUUCGUCAACUUUCUCAUGUCCCUCCUCUUUGUUUCGAUAUACGUCUUCGCCGUUCUGGUGAUAGUCACACUCGGCGCCGAUGAAAAUUUAGGCAGAUACAUCAUCAUUGCCAUGUUGCUUGUGAUCACCCUCCUUUCCAUUGAAAUCACUGAGCUCCUCACCGUAUACUUGUUCUCCAAUUGGUUUCUAGUGCACCUGCUAUGCUUAUACACUGCCCCGGGGAGCUGCCUGUGGAACUGCCUGGCCAAGCCAAUCAUUUGCUCCUUCAUUGCAUUCCGCUUUUUGGUAUUUAAUUCAUUCAAGCUUAUGCUUAGACUUACCGGAAGGCAAAUUAAGACAACAAAGAUCAAGAUCAAGCAGGUAUCCAUUCUCCAAGAUUGUGAGCCAAUUAAGAAAUUGUUUGCAUGGGCAUCUCACGUGACACUGGCAACUGAAGCCAAGGUAGCCAUUGUCGAGUCCUUGAAGGGUAUCGACCUGGGCACCGGCAAUGUCAGCCUGCCCCACAUAAGUGGCUUCAAUAGCCGUGGAAAAACUGCUACCGAGAUCAUCCUGGCGUGUCACCUAGCCACGGAGCUACUGGACAUGGCGCAUGGCAAGCGAAAGAAGAAGAAGAAGAAGCAGCAGCGGCAGCCCGAAGACUGCGACCGGACUGUCGCGACUACCCUGUCAAGGUUCUGCAUGUACCUCGUGGCGCGCGCGCCCGAGCUGCUGCCGGACAACGAACCAUGGGUGUCCGACAGGUACGAGGAGGUGAAGAGCUGCCUGAAGGAAGCGUCGCGCCGAUGCUACUGCGGCGCGUGGGGGCGCCAGUCCUGGAAGGCGGUGAUGGAGACGAACAAGGAGCAUCUCAAGAACCCAACGGCAUGGGCCGGCGUGAAGCUGUUCCAGCAGGUGCGCACAGAGGACUCUGCAGCUGCCUGGAAGAAUCUGGCCGAGUUCUGGGUCAAGCUGCUCAUCUACCUGGCGCCGUCCAACGACGUGGAAGGCCAUGCCAACGCGCUGGCCUCCUCAGGUGGCGACCUCAUCACCUGCCUCUGGGCCUUCUGCACGCACGCGGGCAUCAGGCGCCAGCAUGAGGACGACGGCAAUCAGGUGUAG